Trypanosoma grayi is the source of this 825-nucleotide messenger RNA. RefSeq lists its product as hypothetical. The record is from RefSeq and is a predicted model, not a curated record. Lineage: Eukaryota; Euglenozoa; Kinetoplastea; Trypanosomatida; Trypanosomatidae. Bases 1 to 825 code for a protein of 274 amino acids. The transcript has a single exon.
AUGCGGUAUAUUAGACUGGUGAAAGAGUUGAGGAAAAAUGAUUCUUUGAAGACGAAAUACAAGGAAGGAUGCCUUACCGUGUUUCAAGCCGAAAACGAUACGUCGGGAAAGGCGAUUAAAGCAACUCUGAGAGACAUAACUGGUCGCGACGAUCCCGGAUGUCCGCAGAAUGAAGCCCGAGAGGAGUAUAUACGAAAAGUGGAGGGUUCGACGAGCGUUCCUGUGAAUCCAGAUGUGGCAGGGGCACAACAACAACAGCAAACUUCGGGAGGACUGGAACCCAGUAAUACUGCGGUAACAGAUCAAAGUGAGAACGGACCCAGCACCCACCAACCAUCCGACGUCAACUCUGCGGACCGGAGCGCCAACCCGACCCCCGAGCCAGGUCCUGGGCGUUCUGAGCCAGGCUCCGAUCAACGUCAUACCACAUCAGGCGAUGCUUCUCAUCAACUCUCUACAUCUCACCACGACAGCAACGGAGGCGGCGGCAGCCCCCCCAGUGACACUCUCCAAAGUGAGCAAGCUAGCAGCAGCAAGGAGCAGUCUGACAAUGAUACAGUCAGCGCCGCCUCUCGAGACAUGCCUCCAGGUGGUGCGGCUGCAGACACCAACGAAUUGGAUGGGAACGCCGGUACAAGUCCUCUGCCAACGGAGACUGUCGAAGAUAAGAGGAACGCUGCUGGCAGCAGUAAAGCGGAGGCUGAUGUGAAGGGCACCAACGUCCCACUUGGAGGCACAAAUGACGGCAGUACUACCGCCCAGCACUUUGCGCCCCUUGUGCUUCUUGCGGGCGCAUGUGCUGCUGUGCUUCUGGUGGCCUCGUAG